Messenger RNA from Alosa sapidissima (American shad), 3077 nucleotides. It is a transcript of the gene slc15a1b, whose product is annotated as solute carrier family 15 member 1b. Gene Ontology annotation, cellular component: membrane. Bases 206 to 2377 code for a protein of 723 amino acids. Gene Ontology annotation, molecular function: dipeptide transmembrane transporter activity. NCBI's taxonomy places the organism in Eukaryota, Metazoa, Chordata, Actinopteri, Clupeiformes, Clupeidae. Gene Ontology annotation, biological process: oligopeptide transport; transmembrane transport. The transcript is spliced from 24 exons. The record is from RefSeq and is a predicted model, not a curated record.
GACACCUUAAUCCUGGCCCCCUGUCAAUCAGACACACAUGCACACGCGCACAAACACACUCACAAACACAUUGAGAGAAACCAUGGAGUAUAGUAGUUUGUAAGCGUGGGCUUCUCCAAACAGCUGCGAGGAUUGCUAAGCACUAGGUCUCUAAUGAUAUUGCUAAAGAGAAUACCUAGAGCCGUCCCAAGACUAAACUGAGACCAUGGCAGACAAGGAGAUGGGCAUGGAGACUAAGAAGAAAAAGAGUGUGGAAGUCUGUGGUUAUCCACUCAGUAUUUUCUUCAUUGUGGUGAAUGAGUUCUGUGAAAGAUUCUCCUACUAUGGGAUGCGAGCUGUGUUGGUUUUGUACUUCACCUAUUUCUUGCGCUGGGAUGAGAACACAGCCAUCUCCAUCUACCACACCUUCGUGGCUCUGUGCUACCUGUCACCCAUCCUCGGGGCCAUCGUCGCCGACUCCUGGCUGGGCAAGUUCAAGACAAUUAUCUAUCUGUCCAUUGUGUACACCCUUGGCCAGGCCGUCUUGGCUGUCAGUGCCAUUCAUGACCUCACUGACAAUAACAGGGAUGGCAUACCGGACAACCUCACCUUACACGUGGCCCUGUCUAUGGUUGGACUGGCGCUCAUCGCUCUGGGCACGGGAGGAAUCAAGCCCUGUGUGGCUGCUUUUGGUGGGGAUCAGUUUGAUGACAGCCAGGAGAAGCAGAGGAGCACAUUUUUCUCCAUCUUCUACCUGUCAAUCAAUGCUGGCAGUCUGCUCUCCACUAUCAUCACUCCAAUUCUCAGAGCCCAGGAGUGUGGAAUCCACACCGUGCAGAAAUGCUACCCUCUGGCCUUUGGAGUUCCUGCCGCUCUCAUGAUGGUUGCCCUCAUUGUCUUCAUUGUGGGGAGCAAGAUGUACAUCAAGGUAGACCCCAAAGGAAACAUCAUGUUGGAGGUCUGCAAGUGCAUUGGGUUCGCCCUCAAGAACCGCUUCAAGCACCGCAGCAGCCAGUACCCCAGCAGGGAACACUGGAUGGACUGGGCUGAGGACAAAUAUGGAAAACUGCUGAUUGCACAAAUCAAGAUGGUGCUGAAGGUGUUGUUCCUCUACAUCCCCCUGCCUAUGUUCUGGGCGCUGUUUGACCAGCAGGGCUCCAGGUGGACUCUCCAGGCCACCACUAUGGACGGAAACUUUGGUUUGCUCGUCAUUCAGCCUGAUCAGAUGCAGAUGAUGAACCCCAUCAUGAUCCUGAUUAUGGUGCCUAUUGUGGACAGCUUGGUUUAUCCCCUCAUUAAGAAGUGUGGCCUCAACUUCACGCCCUUGAAAAGGAUGACUGUUGGCAUGUUGAUGGCAGGACUGGCCUUUGCUGCUGCUGGUGUUGUUCAGCUCCAGAUAGAUAACACUCUGCCUAAAUUUCCUAGCGCCACCCAGAGUCAAGUGAAGCUCAUCAACAUGCAGAACAACCAGGUCACGGGCACCAUCGAGGGGACUGCGUACACACUCCCAGCUUAUGCUGGUAUGGAGGAUUACAUUACCACAGAGAAGGAUAUUGUUUUGGUAACUGUGAACUCUAUGGCUACCAACAUCAGCUUGGUUUCACACAUGCGGCAGACUGUUCUCCUCUUCCCCACUGAUGUACAGACAGUGAAUGAUUCAAUGUCCAAGCCUCAAGAAGGAAAGAAUGCCGUCAGGUUUGUGAAUGCCUUUAACAAGGGGCUUAAUGUGUCUUGGAGUGGAGAAAGCCUCGGGUUCAUCACAACCAAUUCAAUCUCCUCAUACACCUUGGUGCCUCAGGGCAAUGUGGUAUUCACCAUAUUAGAUCAAACUGGUGCCACAUGUGAAAUGAGCCAAGACCUGAGUUUUGGCAGCUCUGUCACUUACACUAUCCCCAGCACAUUCAGCAUCAGUGGUGCGGAAUGUGCGGCUUCGAUCACCAAGACCAUGGAGAUUCAGCCCAACGUAAUUCAUAUGGCCUGGCAGCUGCCACAAUACUUCCUCAUGACCGCAGGAGAGGUGGUGUUCUCCGUCACCGGUCUGGAGUUCUCCUACUCACAGGCCCCAAGCAAUAUGAAGUCUGUUCUCCAAGCUGGUUGGCUCUUGACUGUUGCCGUAGGCAACAUCAUUGUGUUGAUCAUAGCAGAGGCAGCAACCAUCUCAGAAAAGUGGGCCGAGUACAUUCUGUUCGCCUCCCUGCUGGUGGCUGUCUGCGUGGUCUUCUCCAUCAUGGCAUACUUCUACACGUAUGUGGACCCGGCCGAGAUCGAGGCCCAAUUCGUCGAGAAGGAUCCGGAAGACAAGGACGAGAAGAAGAGAGGAUCGCUGAGCAGCAGCAGCAGCAGCAGCAGCUCGGAAGGUGGCAAAGCAGAGGAGGACGUCCAACAAACCAAGAUCUAAACCUCCUCCAUCUCCUCUCUUCUUCCUCCCUCUACUCCUCUUCCUCCUACUGCUCAUUCGCUUCCUACACUUUGAUGUCCUCCUUUCCGCGUGUGGUAUAGCUUGACAGAGUGGUCGGGAGGAGCCAUGCUGGACAGAGAUCUAUGAAAAGGGACUGGGGGGUGCCACCCCUUGUGUUGGUGUGCGGGUCAGAUUGACAACAUUCGGCCAUAUUGUUCCCCGGUGCCUUUGUAAACUAACACAUAUUAAUGCCUGGAUCACAAAGGAGAAGAGCUAUUUAUCAAAUUGAAUAUUAUGAACUGAUAUUUAGCAUUAACACAGUGAAAGACGGACAUUGAGAAGAUCUCUGGUAGAUUUAGGGUUUUGAAAGUAGGGCAGCAUGCAUCCUGAGUGACAGGUUGUUAGAAAAAAGAAACGUUUAAUUUAAUAUUGUAAAUGUUUUGUAAUUAAUAAUUUUGUACGACCAUAUUAUUUUUGUUUCUUUCCGUUUCUUAAUUGUAUAUUAUUGUAAAGGGCAUACACGAGACCCUUCCAACAUCUUGUAUGUUCCUGGUAGUGUUAUUGGUUGGUUAUUAUUUUGCAGUGUUAUUGUGUUUUUGUAUUGUUCAACAGACCAAAGAACUACAGGUUAAAACACCUGAGGGCAAAAAGAAUGUUUCGUGAGCAAGCACUUCAAAUAAAGAUUACGACUCAGAUACAA